AUGCAUCACCACCACCACCACCAGCAGCAGCUCAAGCAGCGAAAGGUGCAGCCGAACAACACCAAGCGCAUCGUCAAGCGCCAGUCCUCCUCCACCAUCGACAACUCGGCCAACUGCCUCUCCGGUGGUCUCUAUGUCGCCCCCGCCAGCGGCGCUCAGGUCCAGGUGACCAACGUCACCGAGAUCAAGUGGGACCAGUCGUGCCUCGACGCCUCCGUCUCCAAGAUCGACAUCUACGUCUACUCGCCCUCCAUGCCCGACCAGUUCCUCCCCAUCCACGUCAUGACCGGCAUCCCCAAGUCCGCACAGCUCUACAACACAAAGCUUGACCCGCGCUGGUGGGGUCGCGACCUCGCACACAACUCGUCCGUACCCGUCUCGUUCAACAUCGUGCCCGCUGGCAACGAGCCCUGGGACUCGUCCAACCCCAUGGGCCCCACCUUUGUCGCCAACUACAACGUCCCCGACCAGGGCGGCGAGUCCAAAGCAGCCACCUACUUUGGCAAGCUCACCAACUCGGUCAAGACCGCCUUCCUCGAAAACGGCCACCUCACCCCCGCCGGUAAGACCGCCGCCAUCGUCUGCCCGCUCGUCGUGCUCGGCGUCGCGCUCGGCCUGCUCGUCCGUCGCCUCCACAUCAAGCGCCACAACAAGACCGUCGACUGGGCCGACCACAUGGACAAGCGCAUGAGCAGGAUCUCGGUCGACUGGACCACCGGCGGCGACGGCUCCGCAGGCCCCGUCCCCGGCACCCGCCCCGCCUCCUACCUCUCGCGCCCCUCGCGCGACAUGGACGCUGCCGGCAACUUUGCCGGGCGUGGCGCCGGCGCGCGCAUCCCGCGCCAGAUGGACGACAUCACGCCCGCCUUUGCCACCGACGACGAGAUGCGCGAGGCGAGGCCGCGCGGCAUGUCGAUCUACGACGAGGGCAACCGCACCUCGCGCAUCUCGUUUGCCGACAACACGCGCGGCGACCGCAUCUCGCGCAUCAGCUACGCCAACUCGAGCGAUGCGCACGGCCGCUCCUCGUCGCACCUGCCGCGCGUCGGCCAGCAGGGCAACAUGCGCCGCUCCCAGCUCGUCGACUCGUACUACGACCCCGACGCGCCCGCCGUGCCGCAGCUCGACGCGCGCUACCGCGCCAGCGAGGACGUUCGCCGCUCGCGCUUCUCCGACGGCCUCAUCUACGCCGAGGCCGACGAGCUGCGCAACCCGCAGCACGAGGACGACGACGAGGUGCUCAUGAGCCCCACGCAGAACGAGGGCCCGCGUCCGCUCGGCGCCAACGACGUGGACCGCAUGCGCCAGAGCCUCGACGCCAACGCACGCAACUCGAUGCUCUCCUACCCGGCGCUCAGCAUGAUGCAGUCCGGACGCGAGGGCAGCGACGGCCACGACAUGUUUGACGGCCCCAACGCGGCGCGCCGCGUCUCGGGCGGCAGCGCCGACUCGUACAUCGACCACAUGCACUACCAGCACUCGGGCAACGGCGCCGCCGUCGCGCAUCUCGAGCGUACCGGUGCCGGUGUGUCGGCGCAGACGGGCAUGGCACCGCCGUCCAACUUUGCGUCGCCGGACGAGGCGAUGAAGCACUACGCCUCGCUGCGCGCCGGCAGCAGCGCGGUCGAGACGUCGGCGCAGAGCUCGAGGUCGCUCUACACUCCGGAUGCCGCCAACCACCGCGGCCACUCGAGCGUCGCUGGCUCGUCGCUCAACGAGGAGGAGGUGGUGGGCUACAACGAGAUGAUCGACCACGGCAACCAGUCGCGCUAG
This is a messenger RNA of Moesziomyces aphidis, 1773 nucleotides long. Lineage: Eukaryota; Fungi; Basidiomycota; Ustilaginomycetes; Ustilaginales; Ustilaginaceae. The record is from the annotation of a GenBank genome assembly.